AUGGAUUCGCAGCGACCAACAGCAUCGCCACCUCCCGAUUCAACUCCACCUUCCAUUGCCAUCAUCUUGCUCUCAUUCGUAGCCAUUACCGCUAUCGUUUUGGUUCCUACAGCAUCAUCAUCCUUCAAAAAUUCCUUGUCAAUUGUUCACCAAGUCCCUGAAGGUCAUGUGGGGGUAUAUUGGAGAGGAGGUGCGCUUCUCAAAACAAUUACAGAGCCAGGUUUUCAUAUGAAGAUGCCUUUCUUAACUCAGUUUGAGCCUGUCCAAGUGACACUUCAAACAGACGAGGUGACAGAUAUACCAUGCGGUACAAAAGGAGGUGUUAUGAUUGUUUUUGGGAAGAUUGAGGUUGUUAACCGGCUGCAUAAGGAAUCUGUAUACGAGACGUUGCUCAACUAUGGUGUACAUUAUGACAAGACAUGGAUAUAUGACAAGAUUCAUCAUGAGAUUAAUCAGUUCUGCAGCUCUCAUAGUCUUCAACAAGUAUAUAUUGAUGUGUUUGAUCAGAUUGACGAAAAGAUGAAGGAUGCCCUUCAAGUUGACUGUACCCGCUAUGCUCCAGGCAUUGAGAUCAUUGGUGUCCGUGUCACAAAGCCGAAUAUUCCAGAAAGCAUAAGACGCAACUUUGAACAAAUGGAAGAGGAGCGUACUAAGGUUUUAAUUGCUAUUGAGAAGCAGAAAGUAUCUGAGAAGGAAGCGGAGACUGCGAAGAAGAUGGCUAUUAGUGAGGCCGAGAAAAAUGCCAAUGUUAGCAAGAUCCUUAUGGAACAAAAGUUGUUGGAAAAAGAUAGUGCUAGAAAACAGGAAGAAAUUGAGAAUGCAAUGUACCUAGCUCGCGAGAAGAGCCUGGCUGAUGCAGAUUUCUACCGUGUAAUAAGGGAAGCUGAAGCAAACAGAUUGAAGCUUACCCCUGAGUUUCUAGAGCUAAAAUUUAUCGAGUCCAUUGCCAAUAACACAAAGAUUUUCUUUGGGGACAAGAUUCCAAAUAUGAUUUUGGACCAAAGGCUGCUCGGAAACUUCCUUGUUGACGAAGUUUCUAGAGGUGGAGCUAUAAAGACAAAAGCAGAUAUCUAA
Messenger RNA from Vicia faba (fava bean), 1074 nucleotides. The record is from the annotation of a GenBank genome assembly. Lineage: Eukaryota; Viridiplantae; Streptophyta; Magnoliopsida; Fabales; Fabaceae.